This is a messenger RNA of Phlebotomus papatasi, 5876 nucleotides long. RefSeq names its product probable serine/threonine-protein kinase nek3. The transcript has 7 exons. Lineage: Eukaryota; Metazoa; Arthropoda; Insecta; Diptera; Psychodidae. The record is from RefSeq and is a predicted model, not a curated record. The coding region runs from base 1096 to 4533 and encodes 1145 amino acids.
AGUUGUGUUGAGGCAUUUGCUACAGCAACAUAAAGUAGUGAACCCGACUGGAAGGCAGACGCAGCAGCUGCAAAAAUUCACUCUUCUCAUUCAUUUGGUCUUGUUGAAUUUAAUGUGAUCUUUUUUUUUCUUCGUCUUAAUUUGUGACAGUAAAUGAGUUAAAAAGCCUAAAUACUGAUUUUAUUUUAAAAUACAGUAUUCUGUAUUGUUGUAAAAGUAAAAUUCGGGAAAAUUGUGCAAGGAAGACGCCAGCCCAGGCAGGAAAUAAGUGAAUUUCCAAAGUGAUUUUUCAUCAUUAUUGGAUGCAUAUGGCAGUCUUCCAUCAUAAGACACCCUGGUGACCUCUGAUUUUGAACGCGCAUAUUCCUGGUAUAUCUUCAGAGCUCCGUAAAGAUAUUACUUCUGCAAAAUGCCAAUCGUGAAUUCAUCUUUACGUGCAUUCUAAAGUGGAAUUUAUUAAAUUCUGUGCUAUUUACUGAGUGGAUUUGUUCGUGAUGAUCCAGUGCAGUUUCUUUUCUCCACAUCUUCAAUACGAAAAGUACUGAAAUUCAGUCUUUCGUAAAAAAGGCACGAGUAUUUAACAUUAAAUGGCGAAUUGCGCUAUUUGGUUCCACAUGAGAUAACUCUGCUCUACUCCGCUGGACGGUUAUAGAGCACCUCGAGUGUUUUUUUUUCAACACUUCACAUUAAUUCAUUUCUCUGUGUUAUUAUUAUUAUACCAGUAUUAUAAUUUUAAAACAUAAAAGAAAGAAAUAGUAUUUCGAAGGUGUUUGUGCUCACUGGUUAGUAAAGUGAAAUUAUAAAUAUUUGAGUGCUUCGUGUGGUUUAAGAAGAAAAAAAAAGAAAGAUUAUUUUUUUUAUUAAAAGAAGAUGUGAAAUACUGUUAGUUCAACGUUAUUGGAGGAUAAAAAGAAGAGGAGAAAAAAGAGUUUGUAAAGUGUCUGGUUAACACAGAAAUCACUCAAGUGGAUUCAACAAUCGAUAUAGAGAAAACUGCACGGAUUUUACACACAUCAUCAAGGAUAAUUAACUCUCAUCUUUCUCUUUUGUCCACUGGAUGUGUUAUUGACAGAUUUUUUCCUCAAUCUGUUCAAGAUGUCAACUGGAUUAAUGUCUUGUGUGCGCGAAAAUUCACCUCCAUUGGAAGGUGUAUCCAUACAACAGGAGGAUGAUGGGGGAUUCUCACAUUCACCUGAACCACCAGAAACACAGAAACGCAGGCGAUUUCAUCCACUGAGAAAUCUUCGGCGAAUCUUCCGGAGACGAACUGUUCCACGAGGUGACUUCGCAGGACAAAGUGGCGACAACUGCAGUAGUAUUCCGAGCGGUAGAACUAGUCAGAUGGUUAAUUCGUCUGACUCCAGUUCACCACCAUCAAUAGUUGAUGUUACGGCAUCUGGAUCAGUCACGUCUGGUGGAUAUACGACAACCAUUUACUUGACAAAGGAAAGACUGGAAACUAAUUUAGACAGCCGAACAGGAAGGGUCGGUAAAAGAAAAGACACGCUGGAUGAGAUGGAUCGAGACAUGACUGACUAUCAAAGAAGUUUUAGUGAAGGACUACUCCUGGACAGCGGAUACAGUCGAGAGGCUUUAUCGCAGUCUCAUGAUAGCGUAUUCUCCGAAUCAGCUACGGCUAGCAGUUUAUCAAUUGUUCUGAAGGCUGAACUAGUUGAUGUAUUGCGAAAACGGAGAAAUCGUCCUGAUGCAUCCGACGAGGACUUAGGUUUACCACAUAGCCCAACGACACCACAGAGGAAGGAUUACCCGUUGAAUCACAGCGAAGGAUCACUGAGUUUAUUGAGUAUGGUUAGUUCGGACAUGGAGCCAGAACCUUACACCAUUCUAAGCGGCAGCAAUGGGACUGCAAAGAGAUCCCUUGACAUCUUUCAAAUUUCAGAAGAACAUGACUUGAAUUUGUCAAUUGGAUCAAAACUGAGUCAUUCGGCUGCCAAGCAUAAAAUGGCUGUACGACCGAAUAAGAAGAAGGGGCCCAGUAGACAUCGUAAGGCAAUUGAGCUAAAAAAUACAGUUUUGCCAGUCACACCGGAACUCAAUGAAGAGACAAUUAAGUCAGCGUCGAGGGAUGCAUUGGACAAAAAAGUGAGAUCAAAGUCUCUGCCACCGGGUGUUAAUUCGAAGAUGAUGGAACAACAAUCUGGAAAUUGUCUGCAAUCAUCCACAAAUAUGUUCACAAGUUCAACUGAGUCAUCAUCAUCUACAAUUUAUGUCAAUCCGCAGUUGUCCAAGAGUUAUGCAUUUGAGAAGGAGACCGAGAGUGUGUCAUCAGAGGAACGAUCAGAUGCCCUGGCUGUGGACAUAAAAGCGAAAUUGCGCAAAUUGAGUAAUGGAAGUGGGGAAAAUCUUGAUAAAUUGAAUGGGGAGGAACGUAUAAAGGAAAUUAGUGAUGAAAGUGGAAGACCGAAGGGAUUGAUGGAGAAUAAAAUAAGACAACCACGAUCAGGAGCAGCAGCCAGGCAACGUAUUAUACCCAAAGAUUUGUCAUUCUCUCCAGAAAUCACAAGAAGCACAAAAAUUGCAAUUGGUGACACUACUACUUCAGCUGUGCUGAAGGAGACAUCGGAGAUUCCAAAAAUUUGUGAUUAUCUGCCACGAUCCGAACCAAAGAUCUCAAGUGAGAAAUUAUUUGCCAAGUCUCUGAUUCAGGGUGGAAUUUCGGUGAAAUGUCGCGAAACUGUGACACCAAUUCGAGGCAAUGAUGAGCAUUCGGAUGCUGUGGCACCUCCACCGAAGGUAGUCUGGCCAGAUAAUGCAUUUUCGGCGGGAAAGACCAGAACUGUAGAGAUGAGAAAGUCACCACGGAGAAAGAGUGUAGAAAAAUCCAAGAGUUUCCGUUUCUAUACGGAAAAUGAUGCAGAAAAAUUGUCACAGAAUCACCUACCGAGUCUACCAGAUCUCUCCCUGGCCACGUAUGAUGAUAAAUCGUCAUCGACCACGAGGAGAAAUUCCCUAAAGUACACACCAAGCAUGAAAUUUGAGAUAAAUGAUAACAAUCUGGUGAAUCCGAAGGAAGAGAAGCAUCACUUUGAGAUGACCAAUUCGUGUGGCAAGAAUAUCAUUUUGACUCCCAAUAAAGUCAGCAAUCCCACAAAUAUUUCGCAAAUUGAAGAGAACAUCGAUAAAUUGGUUAAAAGUACCUUUGUUACGGUGCUGAAAAAGUCUGCGAACAAUGGCACAGAAGUGGUUGAAGCUAAGAUUCGCCAUACACCAACCCGGGAGACAUCGAUUGAUCGUGAUGGUUCUGAAGGAGAUCUACGAGAUAACAGUAGCGCCGACGCGGUAAAAAAUCGCCGAUCGGCAACAUUUGCAUCGGAAGAUGAUCCAAAAGUUCCUGAAUUUAUGAAGAUUCAACUGAAUCGGGUGGAUUCAACCCGUCCGAAGAGUCAUGUGGUGCUAUCGAAGAAUGUCAAGGAAGAUACCAGAAGACAUAGUACAGAAAUUCUGGAUACAACUAAAGUAUCACUGGAGGACAAGAAACAACCACCAAAAGUUACACCUGCCCCUGUACACAAAAAUGCCUCAAAGAAAAUCCUAACGGAUGUCAUUCAGGUGCCUGAACCAAUAAUUUCCCGGACAACUGAAGCACUGAAUGAGGUGAAGACUGUUAUUGCUGAGAGGAGAUUGUCUGUGUCAGAUGAGAAAGCAAAAAUUGAACGGAGACUGUCUGUGAGUGAAGAUACAAAAGUUGAACGGCCCAGUAGGAAAACAUCUGAAGAUUCUGGAGUUGUGUCUAGUAGUCGUAAGGCAUCAUCAGAUGAUGAAAAUGUAGUUGUACUGCGGAAGAAAUCAUCGGCAAAUUCAUCAAAGGAGGACAAUACACCAGAAUUGAUGAAAGUAUUUGCUCGACGAUCUCUGAAGAUCAAAGAUUCCGAUGAAUUGCAACUCUAUGAGCAAUUUGAGAAAGCAGGAACAAUUGUUGGUAAAUCCACAAAGUCCAGCAAUGUAGAUAGUGAUAAAGAGAAUCAGUCAUCGAGUGAGGAGAAGCUCGAUCGAUUGUCCAAGACCGAAUCCCAGAUUGUAACAGUGACCAAUGGGAAUUUUACAAAACCACCGUCAGGAAGGGAAAAAAGUGCACAGAUUGAGGAGAAAGUGGUCACACCGAAAAAGAAUGUUGAAACUUGUGAUAAUUAUCGCAAGAGUAACCUAAUAACUCCAAAGCCAUUUGCUGCAAAUAGUCCAAAUCGCUUUUCUAGCGGUGUACUGAACUAUCGUACAACACCAACAACAUUUCAUGAUAUUCGCAAGAGUUUAGGUGUCUCGGUCACCACACUCGAACCGACAAAUCAAACAAAUCAAUCCAACAACAAUAACAAUGUUGCAAUCACCAAUGGUGUAUGCAAUAAUAACAACAACAAUCCAACGAUUAAUGGACGACAUGCAGUCUCUGCAGGUCAGACAAAUACCACAGCAGAUGACAAUGUUAGCUCCACGGAUGAGGAUAUCUGUGAAUUUAAGGGGAUCCUGCAACGACGCGCUGAAUGGGAGAAACGAGCUAAGGACGCUUGCAAGUAAAUAAAUCAAAAAUAAUUCUUUAAUACAAACAGUAGGGUAAAGUGAUAUAAUUUGGACAUAGUGUUACAAGUUGGACAAUUCGCUGGUACAAGUUGGACAUGGCUUUUUUUCUUGAUAAAUCCAGUACAAAAUUUGUUUUUAAGCAAGGAGCCGAAUUAUAAAACUAAAGCAUUAAAAAUAUACAAAUAAAAAUGAAGUACUAAAUUUAUCAAGAAAAAAGCCCUGUCCAAAUUGUACCAUAUUGUCCAACUUAUACCACUUUACCCUAGUUCUUUAAAAUGGCGUAUAAACAUUUAUAGUUUUCGGUUCUAAACGUGUUUUUACGAAGCUACAUAAAAGAGUGAGCGGGACAACACAAACUGAAUCUUAGAUUUUUUCUUUCUUAUGUUCAAUGUACAGUAACUUUAGUUACGUAAACAGUUUUUCGAAAUUGCUUAUGAGAGUGAACGAGAUAACUAGAUCUCCAUGUCUCACUAAUUCUCAUUGAAUUGUCAAAAACAUGUUUACAAAACAAAAGUUAUUGUGCGCAUAAAAAACUUUUGUUUUGUAAACAUGUUUUUGACAUUUCAAUGAGAAUGAGUGAGAUCUACACAGAAAAAAAAAAUUUUAUAAAAUUGUAAAUCUUCGUGAAUCGUAUAACCCACAAACAUGUUCGUAAAAUUUUGUACUUUUUUCACAAAGAUUGUUCGUAAAAUGAUCAUUUGACGAAGUUUUUUUUGUACUUUUACAAACAUUUGUUCGUAAAUGUUCGUAAACACGCGUUCGUAAAAUUUUGUCAUUUGUUCGUAUUUGUUCGUAAUUUUUUUUGCCAGACAAACAACAAUUUACGAACAGAUACGAACAAUUGACAAAAUUUUACGAACAUUUUUUUGUGUGUUUACGAACAUUUACGAACAAAUGUUUGUAAAAGUACAAAAAAUGUUUGUCAAAUGAUCAUUUUACGAACAAUGUUUGUGAAAAAUUUAGAAAAUUUUACGAACUUGUUUGUGGGUUAUAUGAAUCACGAGCAUUUCGUAAGUCCUCCAUAGGAUUUCACAAAUAUUUACAAACAAUUUUACAAAACAUUUUUUUUUGUGUAUAGUCAAUUCGCUCACUCUCAUCGGCAAUCUUGAGAAUAUGUUACAAUUUUGAAAAUAACAUUUGUUUUGUAAACAUAUUUUUGACAUUUUAGUGAGAGUGAAUAAUGACUACACAGUAAAAAAAUGUGUAAAAUUUUACUACUAUAAUAGUGCAAAAUCGACCAUUUUGGUUGUUUAAUUUAAAAAUGUUUAAAAUAUGCACAACAUUUUGGUAAUUUUAUUGUCACGUGAUUGAAAAUUACCACUAUUAUACACACAGAAAAA